AUGACCGCGGAUCCCCCAACCUCCCAUGUUCCUCCUAACCUCUUUCACCCCUCUCCUGAUGUGCUCCAUGCUGCUCUCGCGACAGAGAUGACGGUGAACCUUUGGUUGCACGGCGCGGCGGCUCGCCAUGGGACUCGACGGUACGGUGGCCAGUCCCGUGACACCAUGCCUCUCCCACCUCUUUCGGUGGCUUUCUCUGCUGCCCCUGGAGCUCAACGUGGAGGGACUCGCCAUGCAUCGCGCAUCGUUCUGGACGCGGCUGCCCACAACCCUGCAAGUCGACUGUUCCAACGCCCACCAAGUGUACGACGUAAUGUUUGGACAACUGUAGGUAAAAGAAAAUCAGUUCUAUCCAUAAACCGUGUCAAAGGAUCCUCCAUGGAAUCUUCGAACAGAUCAAUGGAUAAAGCAAAAGAAAAUCCAUACGUGGUUCUGUCAGGCCUGCUGCUUCAGGUCAUCCUCCUCAAGAGUGACAGAGAUGGGAGGCUCUUCUACAAGCUCAUGAUCGACAUCAGGGAGCUGCAUAUCCUUAUUUAUAGAGAUAAUUAG
Triticum turgidum subsp. durum (durum wheat) is the source of this 549-nucleotide messenger RNA. NCBI's taxonomy places the organism in Eukaryota, Viridiplantae, Streptophyta, Magnoliopsida, Poales, Poaceae. The record is from the annotation of a GenBank genome assembly.